Molecule: messenger RNA, 564 nt
Organism: Hibiscus syriacus
Lineage: Eukaryota; Viridiplantae; Streptophyta; Magnoliopsida; Malvales; Malvaceae
Exons: 3
Coding region: 1-564 (187 amino acids)
Source: RefSeq, a predicted model, not a curated record
AUGGAGGCAUUUGAUCUCAUUGUUGUGCUUGAUCCUCAUGCUACUCCGGCUCAUCGUCAGCUUCGUCAGCUUCCGGAGGUUGCUCACUGUUUUGUUAUAGAUACUUCUGGAAAUGUUCUGAUACUUCUGUUUCUAGAGCCAGAACUUCCAACUAGGGAGAGACUUCAACGUAUUGGAUUAGUAACUAAUGGGCAAUGUGUUAUCUGCAAUCAAGGUUUGGAAACCAGAGACCAUCUCUUUGCUGAGUGCAAGAUGGUUGCUACCAUUUGGAGCAUUAUUCUACACUUCUCUUGCUUGAUCAGACCUCCUUUGACUUGGGUAAACUUACUUGACUGGGCGUACACUGCAUGGAAAGGUAAAUCCCUACUUACAACUAUCUUGAAGCUUGCUUGGUGUGCCUUCAAUUAUUUCAUAUGGGAGGAAACGAACCGAAGACUGUUUAGAGGGAACUCCAAAUCACAGGAUGAAAUUCUAAAUUCCAUUAAGGAGAUUGUAGGAGCUCAACUAACUGAUAGGAAUGCUAAUAGAUUAGAUAGCACCAAUUUAACUCUUUGUAAUCAAUGA